AUGGCCCAGCACCUGGUGCCAAUCCAACGUCCAGGCCGCCUGCCGUACAACGUCCGGCUUCACUGUCCGUUGGUUCUGGAAGUCAUGCGCCUCCUGCGCCCAGACCAUGGACUGCAUCGGGCGAGCAAAGAGAUGCUCGUCGACAAUCAGGUGGUUUCUAUGCCCUGCAAUCGGUUGGAUCUACCACCCACCGUACGAGGGCAUGCUCCUCGUCUCUCGACAGACUCGCAGGGCUCUUCGAGCAGUGCUAGGCAGCCGGCACAUCAGCAUUCUGGCGCAGCAGGUUCACAGCAUCAAGUGUCUGCUCCUGUUGGCGCUUGGAGCCCAGCAGCUGGUGCCAACCCAUCAUUCAGACCACCCACCGUACGAGGGCAUGCUCCUCGUCUCUCGACAGACUCGCAGGGCUCGUCGAGCAGUGCCAGGCAGCCAGCACAUCAGCAUUCUAGCACAUCAGGCGCACAAGGGCUGUCUAUUGGUCCCCAGGGCUCUACACCUAAACCACCUCAAACAUCAACUCGAUCGACAGCCACAGCCCCUCCUGGGCAGCAGUUGCGUCCCCCAUCAGCUGUCUCGAAGCCUCCAGUGCAGCAGCCACAGCACCAGUCCCAACCUCAACAACAGCCCACCCGGCCCACUGCUGCGCCUGAUCAGGGCCCGUCGGCUCGACAGGCACAUCAAGCCCAAGAUUCCCGUCCUGGUCAUGCUCAGACACAUGCCCUGGUUGUGACCAGCGCAUGGCAGUAUGAUGACACUGCCGAGUAUGUUACGGAAGCUGAGAUGCGAUACAGCAUCCCCGAAGAGUGUAAAGUAAUGGGAGUGGUUCAGUUUGAAAAGGGCAACGAAGGCUACCAUCAGGCCACAGACUCAACUGGUAAAUGGUGCAAGGCGGUCUUCAAGCGUGGUAAAUUCAAGCUAUAUGUCCUUAUUCCUACUGAACGCGUUAUGACUGGUGCUCUCAGCAAGACAAUAGAACAAAGACUCGACGAGUCAAAGGAGGUCAAACUUCAACCAUUUACUACUGUGACUGGUGGUACUCCUCUGGUAAGGUUUAUCAGAUCGUUCUGGUCUGGUAUGCGAGCCCAAUGGUCUACCCUCAACCAGCUCGCUGUUCCCGAGGCAAAACUUAACACCAUGUUCUCGGACAAAAACUUUGAAAGCAACAUCAAUGCAAUCACCUCGUCAUUUACAACGGCUGUAAGGCGUUCCAUUGAGCACGGUAAAAUUACCGCAGCAUCACUGGUACAACUACCAAAGGUGACUGGUGAAUGGCCUCCUCGAGGAACGAAGUGUAUUUACCUACGAGUAUACACACACCUGGACCCAGAGCAUAGCGAUAUCGAGGACUACGCCGCGUACUCCGGGCAGAGCUUUCAAAUACAGGGGCGAGAUGUUGAGCAUCGAACUGCAACAGAGCAAUCACCACCAGGACAUCCGCAUUACAGCCGUGCAAAGGCAUCACCAAAGCAGCAUAGACACAUGAUCCCUAUAAUGCUCUUUGACCCAUCAGUAUCUAAUACACUGAUAGAUAUGGCUGAAGAAACCGCUAUUGUUGUGUUUAACUGCGUUCACGGCCUUGGCUAUACCGAUACUGUCCCUUUAACUCAGAAACUCAACAUACUCAAGCGCAUGAUCGCCACACAAGCUCGGCAGGCGUGUUCGUGGCCCAAGCUCGGAGGUCGAGGCUGCAAUGUCCUUUCGCCAAUCUCGGGUCUAGGGGCAAGACCAGUCUAUGGCGUAUCAACACCCGCCGCGUUCCCAGGGGACCGUGGGAGGACAACAUACCGAAGGGCUGCGGUUGCCCGGCCAAAUAGGACGCACUCGGGUCACUUUGUGACUAUGGAGCUCCGGCGAGACGGAGUUGGAACAGUAUAUUCAUUCUCUCCCACAUCGGAGAGAUUCAAUCGAACAUAUUCCCGAGUCAAAGUCCCCGGCUAUAUUGUCUGGGAGAUUAUGCAUGAUGGAAGGCCGCACGAGACACCGUGGAUUAGAUGUCCACGUGUCGGGACUUUUAAAAACUUCGACCAACCAUCUCGACUCGGCGUUAGAUUUGAAUGGUUUGAAGAAUCAACCAAGAAGUGGCAAUCAGUGACAAUUCAGCAAAAGAUGUACCGCGGUACAUUCGCGAAUGGGGUAGAUAUUGAGGAUGAAUAUGCUGCCCUCAAGCCUUGGCACAAUGCAAACGAUGUCAUCCGCGCUCUAGAAGGUAUCACAUACAGCAACCCCUCGGGUGAUUUCCCUGCUACGGUUUCAUUUGGGAAGGCCGACGUGCUCAUGCUUGAAUCAAACCAUUUACAUCAAACUGCAGGCUGGGUCCAACGAAAAGGCCGAAUCGAACCGAUUCCGGAGAGGGCCAGUUUUCAAUACAAUGCCGAGAUGCUUGAUGAAUAUCUGGAUGGACCUGGAUCAGACACAAUCGUGUGUCUAACUAGCGCUCCGCAGUCAGAUGAGUUUUGGGCCAGAAAGCCAGAGAACUGGGAAGGACCAAGAAGUGGCGGAAACAUCCCUCAGAAGUGCGACUUUACUAUGUAUAUGACAUCACGCACGAUGAGGGGCAGACUCACAUAUCAGCCCAUCCCCCCGAAUGCUCAGAAUAGGUACUGCUCUUGUCAGCAUUGCAUGUUUCUCAAUCGACCCUGCACAUUUACAUCUCCGUUCUUUCGCAGGGUGCACUGGGGGGUGGGACCUCCGUACCUAGAUACGUCGCAUGGGCCAGCUCUCGCUCUCUAUCCAACUGGUCCCCACCGUCAUCUUUCAUUCUAUCAAACCGAGGGAACUGAGUUCCAGGAGGUAGAUGCUCCAUUUGGGAGUAAAGAGUUUCUUCAGACGGCCCUGGAACUGGCGGAUGAUUUGGAGAUACAGGGUGAGGAACCUGACCCGGAGGAUGAAUAA
Messenger RNA from Clonostachys rhizophaga, 2889 nucleotides. NCBI's taxonomy places the organism in Eukaryota, Fungi, Ascomycota, Sordariomycetes, Hypocreales, Bionectriaceae. The record is from the annotation of a GenBank genome assembly.